AUGGCCCACCACGCUGCCGAUCCAAAUCAGGACCACGAUUUCGAAGUGAUCGAUCUCUCGCCGUUCUUCACUACUCCCGGCGCCGCAAAGGAGAAGGAGGAGGCGAUAAGGCGAAUCCGCGAAGCAUGCUCCGACUCCGGCAUGUUUCUAAUCGUCAACCACGGCGUCCCCGCGGAGGCGCUGGACGAAACCCUGGCGGUCGCUCGCGAGUUCUUCGCCGGCCCCGACGAGGAGAAGCUCAAGUGGAGCCCGCGGCCGCCGGAGCCGGGUGCGGCGGCUACGAUGCCCAUGGAGGUGAUGGAGAGGACAUUUGAGUACUUUGUCAAGACGGUGGCGCCAUUGAUAGAAACUCUGAUCAACGACGCUCUGGGCCUCCCUCCAGAUCUCCUCCGCCAAUACAACAGCGAGAGGCAGUGGGAUGUAAUGCUAGCUUACCACUACUUCAAGGCCACCGAGACCAAGAAAGUCGGAUCCCACCCACACAAGGACCCAAACCUCUUCACCGUGCUGCUGCAGGACGACGUCGGCGGGCUCGAGUUCCUCCGCGGCGACGGCGAGUGGAUCCCAGUCUCUCCCGUCCCUCACUCCCUCAUCGUCAACGUCGGCGACGUCGUCCAGGUGCUGAGCAACGGCGAGUUCAAGAGCGUGGCGCACAGGGUGGUGUCGCCGAGGGAGAAGGACCGGUACUCGCUCGCGUUCGGGUAUCAGAUCGGCGGGGAGAAGUGGGUGGAGCCGUUCGCAGAGCUGACGGGGCAGAGCAGCAAGGCGAUGAACAGGUUUCAAGGGUUCCAUUACCAUGAAUUCCUGCAGCUGCUGGGGGAGAACUAUAAGCUGCAUCUGGAUCCGAAUGAUGCAUUCGCCAUUAUGGACGUCGUCAACCACUACGCUCUCCCUGCAUCACCCGUGAACCUUCCUGCUGCCACUGCACCAAAUUGAUGAGCUUUAUGGCAACCCUUUUUUUCCAAUGGUUGUGUGCUCUGUUCUGCUGUCCUGUAGUUGUUGUUGGGGGGAAAAAGCAUGAUCUGGAAUAAAUAAAACGAAUUUCAUGUCAUCUCUCACAUGCCUGGCUAUAAAAUGGGAGUAAGUUUGCAAUGAGUUUGUUUAAUGAUACUCGGGUCCAUUGUCGUCGAAGUUCUUUUAUACAUGCAUUAGAAUUCAAC
Messenger RNA from Linum tenue, 1160 nucleotides. The record is from the annotation of a GenBank genome assembly. NCBI's taxonomy places the organism in Eukaryota, Viridiplantae, Streptophyta, Magnoliopsida, Malpighiales, Linaceae.